This is a messenger RNA of Coccinella septempunctata (seven-spotted ladybird), 764 nucleotides long. RefSeq names its product glutaredoxin-3. The coding region runs from base 97 to 723 and encodes 208 amino acids. The transcript is spliced from 3 exons. Lineage: Eukaryota; Metazoa; Arthropoda; Insecta; Coleoptera; Coccinellidae. The record is from RefSeq and is a predicted model, not a curated record.
GAAAAUUUAUGGAAAUCUGUGCUCUAAAGUAAUUAACCUUGUUAAUCACCGAAAUUGAAAAUAGUUAAUUUAAUUGUUAACUAUUUAAAUUCAAAGAUGCCGUCUUUAUUGAAAGCCUUAGCCGAAUUCAAAGAAGCCAUAAGUAAUGAAAAUCUGACAGUUGUGCAUUUUUCUGAGGAAUGGGCUGAACAAUGUAAGCAGAUAGACGAUCUUUUAGAUCUGCUCUCUAAACAAGAUGAAUAUUCAAGCAUAAAAUUCUUCAAAAUCCUAUCCACUGAUAUGCCAGAAGCUGCCCUGCAGUAUAAAGUAACUGCCGUUCCUACUGUUCUUCUCUUCCGUAAUGAUCAAUUGGUUGAUAGUAUACAAGGGGUGGAUCCCAAAACUAUCACUCAGAAGAUCAUGAAAUAUAAAGACUGCGGAUCUUUGGAAGAAAGACUGAAAAGUUUGAUAAAUCAUUCUAAGGUGAUGCUUUUCAUGAAAGGCUCCAAAAUUCAGCCGAGAUGCGGAUUCAGUAGACAAAUAGUUGAAAUUUUGGAGGGCCUGGGAGCAAAUUAUGAAACCUUCGAUAUCUUAACCGAUGAAGAAGUUAGACAAGGACUCAAAACUUAUUCUGACUGGCCAACCUAUCCACAAUUAUAUAUAAAUGGAGAAUUGGUUGGUGGAUUAGAUAUUGUGAGGGAAAUGAAUAGUAGUGGAGAGUUGAAGAAAAUGUUGAGUGCUUAAUUAUUUAAUUUUUUUUAAUAAUAAAGUAGUGCUGCAUUUUU